GUUUCUAGGGUUAAUAUGAGCACCCUGUUGAUUUAAAAUAAAUAUAUUGUUCUGCUACACUUCAAUUCCCUUUGCAGCUUAUUUCCCAUAAUUUGUCUAUCAUGCAUCAAUCAAUGUUGACAAGUUUGGUUUAAAUAUAGGAUGGGGACAAUUGAAAAAAUAUGAUUAGAUGUUAAUUCUUUCAUCAGAAAUGUUGGAGCAUAUGGAAAGAAGACUGUUCUGUAAUGGAAAACCUAUUAAUUCAGCUGUCGCCAUCAUGAAUGGAGAUUUUCGUUUUGCUGGCGAGGUCAUGGUGAUGUCAUUACUUCAAGGCGGACCAGCUCCAUCUUUUAUAAGUCCAGAUGUUUACAAGUACAUCACCAAACAGGCACUCACAACAGAAGGAAUGCCCGACUCCAAGUACAAAGAAGCUGUUAAAAAGAUAAAGCAAGCUUGUGACGAUGAAAUGUUGAGGGAGAUACUUGUCAGCGAUGAUAUGAUUGAAAUGCUAUCAGAGGCUGGAUACACUGGUGUACCACAUAAAGAGACAGUGCAUACUGUUUCCAAAAUUGCUCAGUCAAUUUGCGUAAUGGGCCACUUUUCAUCAGUUCUUCCUCAAAUUAUGCAAUUGGUUGAAGGCCUCAGCAGUUGUGGUCUUAUAAAUUAUAUGAUAGAAAAUCCAGAGUUGUGGAAGCCAUUGUUCGAUCCUUAUAACGAUUCGUUUAAACUUUCUGCUGAUACUUUCCUCAAUGAAAUUAUUCCAACAUUCAGCAGUUCGCAGAUUCACAAGGAAAAGGAGAUUGACGUGUACAAGAUAUUUUGCGACUAUGUGCAAACCCUAGAUACUGAAGGAGACGUAUCCAUAUCAGCGUUUCUGAAGUGGUUAUCGGGAUGUAAGACUAUUCCAGUUCUGGGUUUUCCAAAAAAAUUUUCCGUAACGUUUGUACAUGAUUGCAAAGAAAAUUGUAAAUGUCGCCCCACAACAUCAACAUGCAAUCUUCUGCUGAGAAUUCCAGUUCAUAUAAGUAACAUUAGCGAGAUGGAGGAAAUGAUGACAUCAGCACUUAAUGACUGCGCUGGUUUUGGAUGUAUCUGAAUCAAUGUCCAUACAAUGGUAGCUUGGGAACAUUUUUAUAUUUAUGUUGUCAUUGAAAUAUUUUUGUUUGUUCCGUUCUAAUUUGCCAGUUUGAAAGAACAUUUCAAGGGACAAGUCUUUAUUGAAAUUUGACUUUUGGUGCAGAAUUUAUAUCAAUAAGAAAGAUGCCUGAUUUUGCUUGCAUCGGUACGCUGCGCAAUAAAAAAAAAUAUAGAAAACAUACAAUCAUCA
Messenger RNA from Xenia sp. Carnegie-2017, 1306 nucleotides. RefSeq names its product G2/M phase-specific E3 ubiquitin-protein ligase-like. Bases 170 to 1075 code for a protein of 301 amino acids. The record is from RefSeq and is a predicted model, not a curated record. Lineage: Eukaryota; Metazoa; Cnidaria; Anthozoa; Malacalcyonacea; Xeniidae. The transcript is spliced from 4 exons. Gene Ontology annotation, molecular function: ubiquitin-protein transferase activity.